CCGGACCGGGGUGAUGCAACGCACCGGCCACAGCUGUAACUUCCCUGAGAGAGAGAAAGAAAGAGAGAAAGAAAGAGAGAAAGAAAGAAAGAGAAAGAAAGAAAGAGAAAGAAAGAGAGAGAAAGAGAGAAAGAGAGAGAAAGAAAGAGAGAGAGAAAGAGAGAGAGAACAAAAAAGAAGGAGCCUGAGUAGAGUUUCAGGUCACACAAUUUGCUCAGUCAUAAACAAGGUUUCAGAAUGAUGCUUCAGCAUCCUGGUCUGGGUCUGGGUCCUUCGGAGAUCAGUGCCUCGGCUCUGGUGCCGUGUCUGUCGCCACCCGGGUCGCUCACACUCGACGACUUCACUCAUUUCAGCCCACUGGUUAAGGAGGAGCUGCGCUACGCCAUCCAGAGUAAACGCCUGUCCAGCGGAAUGAGUUCGGCCAAUACAGACUGCUCCGGCUACAGUUCUGAGAAACCCCCCGAGCUGCUGCGAAUGAAGAGAGAGCUCACUAUGGAAGAGGUCGAUCGUAGGAAAAGACGACGGGAAAGGAACAAAAUUGCUGCUGCGAAGUGCAGGAACAAGAAGAAGGAGAAGACGGACUGUUUACAAAAGGAGUCUGAGAAGCUGGAGUCCUUGAAUGCUGAGCUGAAGGCACAGAUCGAGGAGCUGAAGAACCAGAAGCAGCAGCUGGUGUACAUGCUCAACCUGCACCGGCCAACGUGCAUCGUCCGAGCACAUAAUGGCCAAACUCCUGAAGAUGAGAGGAACCUCUUCAUCCAACAGAUCAAAGAGACCACGCUGCAAUGUAUGAACUUCACCACAACCGGACCUGAGAACCCUGCCGUACUAACCACAUGCGAUCAUCUUUGAAGCACAAGACUUUCUCUUCAGACAAGAUUUUGCCAAGGAGCACUGAAGGACCCGCUUGAGAUGUAGUAUACUGUAAUGGACUGAGGACAUGAGUAAGCAAUAUGUAUAAGCACUAACAUCAAAUGUGAUUUGAUGUUUUUUUUUGUAUUUAAAUGUUAUUUAAAAUGGCAUACUGCUGGAUGAUGAACUUGUCUUGUGUAUGCACCAAAGCAUGAUCUUGUGUUGAGCAGUGAUGCCAACAUGAGACCGUUUUAUUAACUUAAACCACUAAUGGUAUCCCAUAUAACGAGCACUAAAAGUUCUGUGACGAAAGAUGGACUUGAAAUCACUGUGUGUUGGAGAAUGUGAUAGAUAGCUCUGCUCCAUGUAUUGAACACUGAGACAGGCAUUAAAAAUGUGUAGUGAAUGAAGUAUCAAGUAUGAUGUAUUUCCAUAGUUAUUUGUUGCUUUGGCUUUGUUUAGCGUUUCCGUAAUCUGCCAUCCAAAACUACUUAAAGCUGCUGCUAUGCUAAUAUCUCAGGUCAUGGAGGAUGUAAGUGCAGAAAUACAGUCAGAGAAAAGGAACAAGGAAAUGGAAUAAAUUAAGUGGACUUUGUGUUAUCAGUAGUGUUACAGCCUGCUGCUUGGGAGGAUUAGAACAAAUAGCAAGUUACGAAGAAGUAAAAGUGUAUUCUUUUGAACUUCCAUCAUAAAGUUAGUUCCUCUUUCAUCUCAAGAAUGAUUUGUUUUGUUUCGUUUUUUGAUACAAUGCUGUGAGCUGGAUGGCCUGUGUGGGCCUAAAGGCUAUGUUGAGUUUUUGUAUUGUUCGAGUCAUGUCUGUGUUUUGAAAUCUUAUACUGUAUUUUUAUAUUGAUGUAAACGUGUGGUUGAAUCUAGAUGCACAAUCUUGUCACUUUAAAGGGUAUAAAACUAUGGUUAUUGUCUCAGCACUCCUGUCAUAUUUCACAUUCUGUAGUACAUGAGACGUAGAGUAGGUCAGUGUUUUUACCACCAUUUUCCUGCAGUUAUUUACCUUAUAAUUGUAGUAUUUAUUCCUCAAUUGUUUGAGUAAUUUGUUUUAAUUUGGACGAGAGAUGCAGGCGUUGCCUGCUUUUCAUAUUUUUGUUUUUUAAAUGUGGUUCAUGCCCUUUUCAGUACAGCAUAUUUUCUAUUGAAGUAAGCUAUUGAUACUUAAAUACCAGUUGCUUUGUCAGCCUUGAUUGACCCCUUCAAGCUUACGAGUGGUCUCAUACGAACCACUGAUUGUUGUUAAAUCAGAUUGAAAUGUAAGUUUAAAUAUGCAAUGAUGACUAAUGUGGGCUGUAUUUAAGUUUUGUCACUUCAUUAAAAUACCCCUGCACUCAGA
Ictalurus punctatus (channel catfish) is the source of this 2197-nucleotide messenger RNA. RefSeq names its product activating transcription factor 3 (gene atf3). The coding region runs from base 238 to 852 and encodes 204 amino acids. Gene Ontology annotation, biological process: regulation of transcription by RNA polymerase II. Lineage: Eukaryota; Metazoa; Chordata; Actinopteri; Siluriformes; Ictaluridae. The transcript is spliced from 4 exons. The record is from RefSeq and is a predicted model, not a curated record. Gene Ontology annotation, cellular component: nucleus. Gene Ontology annotation, molecular function: DNA-binding transcription factor activity, RNA polymerase II-specific; RNA polymerase II cis-regulatory region sequence-specific DNA binding.